Molecule: messenger RNA, 7004 nt
Organism: Clupea harengus (Atlantic herring)
Lineage: Eukaryota; Metazoa; Chordata; Actinopteri; Clupeiformes; Clupeidae
Gene: col4a5
Product: collagen, type IV, alpha 5 (Alport syndrome)
Exons: 52
Coding region: 203-5269 (1688 amino acids)
Biological process (GO): extracellular matrix organization
Cellular component (GO): collagen trimer
Molecular function (GO): extracellular matrix structural constituent conferring tensile strength
Source: RefSeq, a predicted model, not a curated record
ACAAAGUAGUUCAGGCAGCAGGUUAAAUCGAGACAGAAAAAGUUAGGUUAAGGUUGCAGAAGUGAGCGGUCCCAGCGUUGGACAGCUUGCAGAAUCCGUCUAUUAGAAUACAAUUUGAAAAAUUUCGGUUCAUUCUUAAGAUCUUUGAAGAAUAUGACAGGUUAUACUUAUUAACAAUAAGCAGGCUGAUUCUUCAGUGAAAAUGAGUAAAAACUUUAAGAUUCUGCAAAACCUCGCUGUCGGUCUGCUGUUCAUAACCCUUUGCUUAUGGGUUCAGGAUUCAGAAUCAGCGGCAUGCCAUGGCUGCACUGGAUCAAAGUGUGACUGUAGUAACGUGAAAGGAGAUAAGGGUGACAGGGGGCUUCCAGGCCUACAGGGCCAGCCAGGGGUACCUGGAUUCCCAGGACCAGAGGGGCCUAUUGGACCUCGUGGAGAGAAGGGAGAUGAUGGACCUACAGGAUCAAGCGGUCCCAAAGGAAUACGAGGCCCUCCUGGACUACCAGGAUUCCCCGGGACACCAGGAAUUCCCGGCCUUCCAGGGCAGGAUGGACCCCCUGGACCUAGAGGAACUGCAGGCUGUAAUGGAACGAAGGGUGACAGAGGAUUCCAAGGAACUUCAGGCCUCCCAGGCAUAGAGGGCCAGCCAGGCCCCCCAGGAUUCCCAGGCCAAAAGGGUGAACCCGGUGAAUUGAUUCCCCUUGACCGUUUUGGAACAAAAGGUGAUAUUGGUCCACCUGGCCUGCCAGGUCCUCGAGGGAUUUCAGGACCUUCAGGACUGCCAGGACCUGUUGGUCCCACUGGCCCUAGAGGUUAUGAGGGUCGUCCCGGGCCUCCAGGUCUCCAGGGACCAAAGGGAAACAUGGGACUGAACUUCCAAGGGCCGAAGGGAGACAAGGGUGAGCAAGGACCCUCAGGGCCACCAGGACCGCCUGGACAGGUCGGAGAGCUGCAGAGCACCGGGCAAACUACAUUCCAACAGGGAGAGAAGGGUGACCGUGGCCCACCUGGCCCUCCUGGAGUUUCUGGAGUGCCUGGACCACCUGGAGUCUCUGGAGGACAGAAAGGAGACAAAGGAGAAUCUGGUGAACCUGGUAAAAGGGGGAAAUCUGGAAAAGAUGGUGACCCGGGUCCUGCUGGAUAUCCUGGUGGAAAAGGAGACCCUGGUUCCCCCGGACUGCCUGGUCGUGAUGGCGAAAGUGGGGAGAAAGGAGACCGUGGCUACCCGGGGCCUCCAGGGCAGGUGGUGACAGGACCCACGUCAAAUGCAGUAGGCCAGAAAGGAGACCGUGGAUUCCCUGGAAAUCCUGGAAGAAAAGGAGACAGAGGGCCAGCAGGUUUAUCUGGACCCCCCGGGACCCCCGGCGCACCAGGUAUUGGGGAGCCAGGUACCCCUGGUAGACCAGGCUUCCCUGGGGAGAGAGGUCAGAAAGGUGAGGAGGGACAAGUAGGAAUUGGUUUGCCAGGGCCACCUGGCAGAAAUGGACAACCAGGCUUAUCAGGUCCUCCUGGACCACCAGGUCCCCCAGGAACAUCUUCUAAUACUGGUGGCUGUGCCGACGGUGCUCCGGGUCUACCUGGCUCACAGGGAGAUCGUGGAUACCCAGGAGAGACUGGGCAGAAAGGUGCAAAGGGUGACACAUGUGUCAAUUGUUUCUCUAAUGGAGGAGGCCUCCCCGGACCUGCAGGACCACCUGGUGCACCAGGACUCUCAGGUGCUCCUGGAUUACCAGGGUCUAAAGGUGAAAGAGGAUACCCUGGAGGACCAGGACUUCCAGGAUCUGCUGGUACACCUGGGCUCCAGGGUGGAGCUGGGUAUCCUGGGGAGAAGGGGGAUCCUGGUGACGCGAUAUCUGUAUCUGGUGUAACGGGCGAGAAAGGAGACACAGGUUUCCCUGGUCCUGCUGGCUUACCUGGUUUGGAUGGCAGACCUGGACGUGACGGAGGCCCUGGUGCACCUGGUCCCAAAGGAUCUCCUGGCUCUUUACAGGUUCAGGGACAGAUUGGUCCCCCUGGAGAGCCGGGCACACCAGGUCCUCCGGGUGACAGGGGUUCACCUGGAUCACCAGGAUUUGGACCACAAGGACCUCUAGGAGAGAAGGGUAUCCAGGGAGUGUCAGGAAGAUCAGGAUCCCCUGGUGCACCAGGGCCAAAAGGCGAACCUGGCCGAACCAUUGCAGAGAAAGGCACUCAAGGGGCACCGGGCAGAGACGGAGAACCUGGUCUACCAGGAGGUCCAGGCACAUCAGGUUCACCAGGGCAACCAGGUUUCCCAGGGUUAUCUGGUGCAAAAGGAGAUCCAGGUCUUCCUGGUAUUGGCUUACCUGGACCUCCUGGACCUAAAGGUUUCCCUGGCGGUCCUGGGAGUCCAGGGACAUCUGGUUCUCCAGGGCGACCUGGUUUGGAUGGGCUCCCUGGUACCCCGGGAACAUCUGGAUCAAAGGGAGAGCCAGGUUAUGGUUCACCAGGCCCACAGGGACCUCCUGGUUUCCCGGGUGGAAAAGGAUUUCCCGGAUCUAAGGGAGACCCUGGUUUUCCAGGAAACCCAGGAGGUCCUGGGCGUCCAGGGUUAAACGGAGGCCCUGGCUCUAAAGGUGAUUCUGGUAUUCCUGGUUUACCUGGAGCCCGUGGCCCUGCAGGCAGCCCUGCUUUUGGUGUACAAGGGUCACCAGGACCGCCUGGAUCUUCUGGGCCCAUGGGUUCCCCAGGAUUCCCAGGUGCAAAAGGCGAAGCAGGUAUUCCUGGCCGCCCGGGACUGGAUAUUCCAGGGUUGCCAGGAGACAGAGGUAGUCCUGGCCUCCCUGGAUCUUCUGGACCUGUUGGCUCAUCAGGCCCACCUGGUGGACCCGGUAGAGAUGGACUUCCUGGACUUCCUGGUCAGAAAGGAGACAUGGGUGUGAUGGGCCCGCCAGGACCUUUGGGUACCCCUGGUAAUCCAGGUGGACCAGGAUACAACGGUCCAAAAGGUCAAGAUGGUUAUUCUGGGAGACCAGGCAGUCCCGGUGGACCUGGAUUCAAAGGAGAUAAGGGUGACGCUGGUAUCCCUGGCGCUCCUGGUCCCGCCAUACCUCCAGCUCUUCUGAAAGGAGGAAAAGGAGACCCAGGUUUCCCAGGUACGGGAGGUACUCCAGGUCAGAAGGGUAUCUCUGGAAUUCCAGGGGACGCUGGAAUUCCAGGGCAGGAUGGACGACCAGGAGUUCCUGGACCUCCAGGUCCCAAAGGAGAUCCAGGAUUUCCUGGAGGCCCUGGUGGCCCUGGCGCUUCAGGUGGAAAGGGAGCCAUGGGUGAAAUGGGAUUCCCUGGACCCUCUGGAAUUAAAGGAGGUCCCGGUCAACCAGGAGCCUCAGGAAGACCUGGAUCACCUGGAUCAUCAGGAUAUCCAGGAGCUAAGGGGGAUGCCGGUGCUCCAGGAUUUGGGGCACCAGGAAGUUCAGGACCCAAGGGUGACGCUGGAACACCCGGCUAUCCUGGAAGCCCAGGAGCCAAAGGCCAAGCAGGUUCUCCAGGCUCUGCAGGAUUCCCUGGUGGCCCCGGAGCUAAGGGGGACGCAGGGCUGCCAGGAUUUCAAGGAACACCCGGUAUUCCUGGUCCAAAGGGUCUAGAUGGAUCCCCUGGUUCUCCGGGUAUCAAUGGACCUCCUGGUAGACCUGGAGAAGGAGGUCGCCCAGGAUCAUCAGGUUAUCCUGGAGAAAAAGGUCAAGCUGGCCGUGAUGGAAUCCCAGGACCAGAUGGAUUGAAAGGAGAUCCAGGUCCUCCUGGAUUUGGAACCCCUGGUUCCCCAGGUCUGCCAGGAUUCCCAGGUCCUAAAGGAGAUAUUGGCCUUCCUGGUUCUUCAGGAAGUCCUGGUUACCCUGGACCAAAGGGUGACUCAGGAUUCCCGGGGUUGCCUGGAGGUCCUGGCAGUACCGGGGCCCCUGGCCCUUCAGGUGUUACUGUGCAAGGACCCAAAGGUAACCCAGGUCUUCCUGGUGCUCCUGGACGACUCGGUCCUGAAGGUCUACCAGGUGCCCCUGGUCCCGAAGGCCCACGUGGUCCCCCUGGCAGUGGAGGUGUUAAGGGAGAGAUCGGCUUUCCUGGCACCCCUGGGAACCCAGGCUUUCCUGGGCAGAAGGGCGAGUAUGGCCCUGCUGGAUUGCCGGGAGGUCCGGGUAGCCCAGGAUUCCCUGGACCGAAAGGAGACCUCGGACUUCCUGGUGUCCCAGGAUUCCCAGGACCUAAAGGCCAGCUCGGUACUGGUGGUACCCCUGGUCCUCCUGGUGACUCUGGUAACCCAGGUCUUACUGGACCCCCAGGUGACCCAGGUGUGGCUCCAACCCCUAUCGUAUUGAAGGGAGAGCCUGGUCCCCCUGGCAACCCUGGUCUGCCCGGCAACAUAGGGGCCCCUGGUCCCUCAGGAUUGGAAGGCUUGUCAGGUCCACCUGGAGAAGCUGGAGGCCCUGGUCCAGAGGGGCCCCCAGGAUUCAGUGGCCCUCCUGGAAGGAAAGGAGCUAUUGGACCAGCAGGACAGCCAGGCUCGCGUGGUUACCCCGGUCCCCCCGGCUCUGAUGGCCUGCAAGGACAACCUGGUCAGCCAGGUCCAGGAUCAGUAGCACAUGGCUUCCUGAUCACACGCCACAGUCAGUCUACAGACGUGCCUUCUUGCCCCGGUGGCACCAGUCUCAUCUACGAUGGCUACUCCCUACUGUAUGUGCAGGGCAAUGAGCGGGCCCACGGACAAGAUCUAGGUACGGCUGGAAGCUGUUUGAGGCGCUUCAGCACCAUGCCCUUCAUGUUCUGCAACAUCAAUAACGUCUGCAACUUCGCCUCUCGUAACGACUACUCCUACUGGCUGUCCACUCCGGAGCCAAUGCCCAUGAGCAUGGCCCCCAUCACUGGACAGAGCAUUCAGCCUUUCAUCAGCAGGUGUUCUGUUUGUGAAGCCCCAGCUAUGGUGAUUGCUGUGCACAGCCAGACCAUCCAGAUUCCUUCCUGCCCCCAGACUUGGGAGCCCCUGUGGAUCGGCUACUCUUUCAUGAUGCACACCAGUGCGGGAGCAGAGGGGUCCGGUCAGGCCCUGGCCUCUCCUGGCUCUUGUCUGGAGGAGUUCCGCUCCUCACCCUUCAUCGAGUGCCACGGGCGAGGCACCUGCAACUACUACGGCAACUCCUACAGCUUCUGGUUGGCCACGGUGGAUAUUAAUGACAUGUUCAGGAAGCCACAGUCCGAAACACUGAAAGCAGGCAACCUGCAGACGCGUGUGAGCCGCUGCGUGGUGUGUAUGAAGAGGACGUAACAGAGCUGACCCAGUGGGGGCGGAACAGCGUCAUGGGCUCAUGGGCCAUCAUGAUAGCUGGAGCAAUGACGUCAGCGACAGGUGGAAUUCCAGGGGUGCAUUGUCUUCAAGUCAAACUCUAUGGUGCUACUGUGCAACACAGCAAAAAAACUGUUAUAAAAUGAAUUUAUUAUCCUUUUUUUUUUUGUUUUUGAAAGAAGUACCUCAUUAAGAAACGCCAACAAUCCCAGAAUGGUGCCAAGGCGGCAAAAAGUGCAUUUAGUUUUUUCUUUUCCUGUUUCUGGGGCAUUUUUUUCCUUCACAUGAAAGUAAUUUUCUUUAAAGAUUUUUGAUGUUGGUACAGAGAUGGUACAUUUUUGAGACAGAAGUGCUCCCUUUUAUUUUUCUGUUUUUUAUAAUGGAGUGGAAUUGUCUCCAUGUUACCAAAUCGGCACUUUUGAACAUCAAAGAGAAGAAAUGCACUGAAGAGCUACAUUAGUGAGACUGUUUUUUAUGCUUCAAUACAUUUCUUUCCAUCAUUUGUUGCUUUUCCUUUGUUGGUGGUACUAAUCCUGCUGUGUCCAAGACUCUUUAACUCCCUAUAGACAUUUUUCCUCCUUUUGUAAGUAAUGAAAUGUGUAUAUUGUGUAAAACGCCUUUUUAGUGUAAAACCUAAAAAAUGGUAGAUUCUGUCAUGAAUUUCUGGGUGACUCAGUCAUUCAUUCACUCACUUAUUCAUUCACGCGCUCACUCACUUACUUACACAUUUACACUUACACAAGCAUUGUACAAAUUAUGUGUGCUAUAAAUGAAACAGUAUUUUUAUAUAUAUAAAUAUAUAUAUAAGAAAAGAAAAUACAGACUAUAUAUAUAUAUAUACAAACCUUUCAGCUAAACAGCAGUGGGAAGUACUUUAAUACAGUAACUAUUUCCUUACGUCAAAUAACAUUUCACAAACUACUGAUAUUUGAGUGGCUAUAUCCAAGAAAGCUUUCCUUGUCAAAGGUCCAAUAAGAUUUACAAAACGAUUAUGCUGUAUGUUCAAAUUUUUUAUGUUACUUUAACACAAAUUUUCUCUGAGGACUUAGAUCUUACUUCAGCUGAUCUUAAUCUCUUGAAUCCAAUAAAAUAUUAGAGAUAUGAAUAGUUUCUUUCCCUGGUCUUAGUUGUGUUUCAGUGCGUUAUUGUACAUACGUGGUGAGAUUAAAAGGAAAGAGGGCCAAUAAUUCCUAUGACUAUUUUCUCUUGAAUUUUAGUCAAUUUGGGGUGCAAGAAUAUGUAUUAAUUUCAAGAUCUGUUUUAUUCAUGUUUAUUAUCCAGAAGUUGUUAUACAAUUUUAAGACUGAAAUAAAGAAAUACAAAACUCUACUAUUCUCAGUGUCAUACAAAACAAAGACAUUUGAAAUUCACCAAUGACUGAAAGUCUAUUUCAAAAUCUCAGUGUACGACACUACUGAUGGUGCAAUGGGGUUCUUUAUUUAAUUUACAGAGGAGAUGUACAUUUAGUUUUAAGCACUAGAGGGAGUAAUUGGGCAAGUUAAUACGUUAGUGCUAUAGGAAUUGAAUUUGCUAUCAACCUUAAAUUGCAAAUAAGAACUCUUGUAAGUGUCGAUUAACCACUGGAUUGUGUCAGUAGGUUUCCGUCCUGAUAAAUAAUGCCAUCUCCCUGUCAAGAAGUGAACAUCUCUUAGGCUGUUCUCAGAUGGGAACUCAGAUCUAGAAAAUAUUGAUGAGAAAAUAGUAAGUGAUUUUUAGG